Molecule: messenger RNA, 1893 nt
Organism: Mollisia scopiformis
Lineage: Eukaryota; Fungi; Ascomycota; Leotiomycetes; Helotiales; Mollisiaceae
Product: dipeptidyl peptidase III
Exons: 9
Coding region: 1-1893 (630 amino acids)
Cellular component (GO): cytoplasm
Molecular function (GO): dipeptidyl-peptidase activity
Source: RefSeq, a predicted model, not a curated record
AUGUCUGAAGAGACCCAGUACGCGACGGCUGAGCCUCUAAUCCGCCGCCUCGAAAUCAAGAAGGUUUUCGAACAAUUAACUCCAGAUGAAAAGCUUUAUGCCCACUACUCAAGUAGGGCUGCGUGGGCAGCAACACGAAUCAUUCUUAGGCAGGUGUCGCCCGAGGCCGAACAAAUUUACAAGUUCAUCCUGGAGCUGCACAAAGCCUGCAAUGGCAAGUGGGAAUCUCUCUUGGAUAGAAUUGACCUGAAGCAGCUUCUGGGGUUCGCAGCCAUCUUUCUGGCAAAUAUAGGAAACUAUGGCUACGGCGACCAGAAGUUUGUACCUCGAAUCUCGAGAGACUUUGCCUACUCCAUCGCAUCUGCUGCUUCCGAAAAUGCAACCUCCCUCCUUGAUCAUUGUAUUGGGUACAAGCUUUCGCAGGAGCCACACAUGAUCGGUUAUACGAGCGCUACUUCUCAGAAUCAGUAUUUCACUGGCGAUACUCCAUUCACUCAGGCGGACGCCAAUGCAUUGGGUCACAUCAUGGACCAAAAUCGUAUUGGGAAGGAAAAUACCCGAGUGCAGAGGAUCAUUGCGACUCAAGAUGGGGAAGCCACUCUCGCCAUCAACAUUCUCCAGGCUUCUGUGGCACGCGAUGACCAACCAAGAGAUCUUGACAAUAUGAUUGAUGGACAAAGACUUGAACCGUACAAGGAUUCGCAGCGACUAUGGGUCAAGGAUAAAAGUCCUGUCGUCGAAACUAUUUUUGGGUUUGUUGAGCCAUACCGCGACCCGGCCGGGACAAGGGCAGAAUUUGAAGGGAUUGUUACUAUCGUCGAUAAACAAAAUACCAAAGCUCUGAGGACUUUGGUGGAAAAGUCCUUGGAUUUCACCUCAAAAUUGCCCUGGGUGGAAAUCGGAGGUAGCCACGGGGAAGCUAUAACAUCACUAGGACCUUUUGAGAACGCGUCUUUCGAGAGUCCAGACUUUACGUCAGUACAUGCUUUAACUUACUGCUCUACGAUUAUCUUCCUCGGCAUAAACUUGCCCAAUUUUGAGCAUAUUCGCGAAAACGAUGGAUUCAAGAACCUUAUACUUGCAAACCGUGAAAUUCCCGCAGAUCCAGACAGACAUGAUGCUUCAAGCGAGACCCCUUUCAUCGAUUCUGCGGAGGUCAGAACCUUCAUUUCCCAUCACCAUUACGCAUGGAACUUGCAGAUCACAAUCCACGAGUUACUUGGUCAUGGAACGGGUAGAAUGAUCACUGAGGACUUCAAUGGGAAGCCAAAUUUCAAUAUCACAAGUCCGCCAAUCAGUCCGCUUACCCAGAAGCCUAUCAAGACAUGGUAUAAGAAAGGCGAAACUUGGACUAGUGUCUUCGGAAAACUUGCAACGACUAUCGAAGAGUGUCGCGCGGAAGCUCUUGGCGUCAUUUACAACCAGUAUCUCCAUUUUGGUGUUCUUGGUGUGGAAUCUCUGAAGAGUUACGAUCCCCAAAGUCAGUCUUGGGGUCAACCGCAUGAACGUGGUCAUUUUGCGAUGAUUCGUGUUCUCAUGGCCCAGGAAGGAUUCAUGAAAAUUGAUAUAGACGAGUCAUUAGGCCGUCUCAUUGUCAGAAUCGAUCGUACCAAGAUUUUAUCUCAUGGCAAGAAGGCUUUGGGAGAACUGAUUAUGAGGCUGCAUGUCUACAGGUGUACCGCCGAUAUCAAUGCCGCUAGAGCAUACUACGAAGGCUUGACCCAUGUAGAUGACUAUUGGCUCACAGUCCGAGACAUUGUCAAGGCUACGCCAGCAAAGACUCUCAUCUUCUUACAAGCCAACACAUUUAUCAAGAACGGUAAAGUUCUAAUCAAAGAGUACGAACCGACUGUUGAGGGCGUCAUCCAGAGCUGGGCAGAUAGGGAAUAUUGA